AUGUUAAGGAAAGCCCCCUUGGGCGUCCUCGCGUUGUCUGCACCGCAGCCCCCAGCUGCCGUUGCCGGGCCAGGGCUCUCUAAAGACGCAAUCCUCGCACGAAUUGCUCGUGCCAAGCAGUACAAGCAGCCCAUAUCUAACAGCCCCUCCACCGAUGGUGACGGUCCAGGGGCGGCGGCAGCACCGCCGCCGGACUCUGGCGCGGCCCCCGCUGCGCCGCGGGCAGCAGCGCUUCCUCGCGUAGGGCCCACAAAGGUCGACUGGAGCGCCGUGGUGGGCUUUCUGGAUGCACCCGUCACCACGGAGCGCAGCGGCGCCGGCGGCAUGCCGAUGUCGUACGGCGGUACGGUGCCAUUGCCUUCGCCCGCCAACGAGGCGGCGGAGGCAGCGGCGACGGCUGAACGGGAACAGCGUUUCAUGUCGGCGCCUGAGCAGAAGGACUAUAUGGGUAUGCUGCUGAACAGCCCCCGUCGUGACGGCGCCGGAAGCGCUACACGCGCCGCCGACGCGCUGGCUGGCGUGCUGGCGGAGCCGUCGUACGACAGCCCUGACGGCGCCAUCAGCCCCGACCUGCGCAUGGAGGAGUUCACCGCCAUGAAGGAGGCACGGCUGCGUGCGCUUGGUGGGGAAGUGAUAACGGCAGAUCCGUCGUACAAUCCCGGUGGAAACGUUGCCGUACGGGUCAGCAUGGGCGACGGCGCAGGUCAGAUGGCCGGCCCGGAGGCGGCGGCGCUGGCGGAGGCGCGACGACUGGAGGCGGAGGUGGAAGCGGCGCGACAGGCAGCCGCGGAGGCAGAAGCAGCGGCGGCGGCGGCGGCGGCAGCGGCAGCGGCCGCAGAGGCAGCGGCGACGGAGGGGACGGCGGCGGAUCCCACGGCCUCAGCAGCGGCAACGGAGGCGGAUGACAUGUACACGCCCAAGGUUGCCACCUGGGGCAUUUUCCCCCGGCCACGUGACAUCAGUAAGGCGUACGGCGGCGGCCGGAAUAUAAAACCCGGACAGGAGUUGGAAACUGCUGAGCAGCGUGCGGAACGGGAGCGCAACUACGCGGCGGCCCUGGCGGCGUAUAAGGCCCGGGCGGGGCUGGAGGUCGACCCGGAGGAGGAGCAGCGGGCAGCCCAGUUGUACGAGGAGGGCAUGCAGCUUUUCAGUGCCGGGCAGCUAAAGGCCUCGUACGACAAGUUUGAAAAAGUGUUGGCGGCGGUUCCGGUAAAAACGAAGCAGUACGGGGGCUUGGCGACGCUGCAGAAGGCCAUCGUACUGGACAGCGUGGGACAGAGCGAGGCGGCUCAGAAGCUGUACAAGAGCAUUGCCAAUCAUGGGGUGGCGCAGGUCUCCAAGAAGGCUAAGCAGAUGUUGUUCGGGUUCGAAGCCAUGACGUUUAUGAAAGCGGACCAGUUCAGUUAUUCCGUUAAGAAAUCCGAUUACGACAAAUACUUCAGGAUUCCUGCGGAUCGCCGCACAAUGUACGUUGCCACGGAGGAGGAGCGGCGGCGUGACGAGGAGGCCAUGCGGUUGGCGGGCCUGGUGGCGGCGGCGGUUAUCUUGACUCCCGUACUGGCGGUGGUGACGCUGGCAGUACAGCGUUGA
Molecule: messenger RNA, 1590 nt
Organism: Volvox carteri f. nagariensis
Lineage: Eukaryota; Viridiplantae; Chlorophyta; Chlorophyceae; Chlamydomonadales; Volvocaceae
Exons: 9
Coding region: 1-1590 (529 amino acids)
Source: RefSeq, a predicted model, not a curated record